AUCAGGCUCUUUACCUCACCAGUAUCCAUACCUAUUCUCAAGCUGUACGAGCUGAUCUCCGCCCUGACCAAGUUAUUUCGAACUCCUGUCCAUGUCAAUCCAUCACCAUUUUUGUUGAAACUCUUGGGAUCUUUGCCGGGUCUAAUUGACUUCGCCCCCCCUUCAGCUUGGAUGCAACGGCUUGCAUAAGAAGAGCCUCCAACGACCUUCCUUCUGGUGCAAUUACUUUACGUCCCAACCCUCCUUGCGAAAUCCCCACGUUACAACUGCACGUUUGGUCUUCCCCGGGCCCAACGCCCGUCCUUAUCUUUUGGCAGAUCAGCGCGAGAGUUCGAGACUAUUACGUUCGUUACCCAGCCUUUUGUUCUUCCCACGCGGAAUUAACCUCAUCGACCAUAUCCUCGGUGCCAACUGCUCAAAGCACAUUCCCAGGCAAAACGAAAACUUGGUACGAAAGUCGCCCACACGCUCGUUACAUCUCUCACAAUGGCUUCCGGUAUCCCAUACACCCCCAAGCCUGCGACCGACAUCUUUACCCCAUAUCAGACCGAUAUCAAUCGACGAGAAUGCAAGAGAAUAGUGCCCAUGCGAGUUCUCGCACUCGGUCUUGGCCGAACGGGCACUGCGUCGCUGCGAGCCGCCCUCAAAGAGUUGGGCUACACGGACACAUACCACAUGAUGUCUGCGAGCGUUGAGAACCCGCCGGACUGCCUCUGCUGGAUGGAUGCCUUUGCGGCCAAGUACGAGGGCAAGGGCAAGUUCGGUCGUGAAGAGUGGGACGCCCUGUUCGGUCACUGCCAGGCCGUAUGCGACUGGCCUGCGGUCGCCUUCGCCAAAGAAUUGAUCGAGGCCUACCCCGAGGCCAAGAUCAUCAUCACAACUCGAGACGUCGACUCGUGGCACGCUUCCGUCAUGAAGACGGUCAACUGGCGCGCGAACGACCCCGAGCUCAAGGCCGUCGCCAACUUCGACUGGGCCGCUGGACUAUACCACCCCAUGCUACGCAAAUUCUGGAAGUACUUCUUCAACGACGACUUCGAACAGUCAGGCAAAGAACGGUUCCACGACUACUACAAGGAGAUCCGCGAACUAGUGCCUCCUGGAAAGUUGCUCGAGUACCGCGUCAGCUCUGGCUGGAGGCCUCUGUGCGAGUAUCUCGGCGAGCCGAUCCCCGACAAGCCAUUCCCCCGGUCCAACGACGCAGACGGCUUCGUCCAACGAUGUCGAACUCAGAACCGCAAGCAGAUGAUGAAUGUCAUCUUCCGCGCUUUGGUCGUUGGAGUACCAGUGGUCGCAACGGCGCUGUCUGCUACGUUUGCCUACACCCACCACCUCCCCAAAGUGGCCCAGAACACUUCCCUGUUCACUGCAGCCUCCUGAUGAGAAGUCAAAGGAGGUGCAGCCGAGACAAUUUUUCUUUAUACUAUCUUUACUAGGGAUGAUCUGUAUAUAGCUAGGCGUUUGGAUUGAUUAUGAUUUUUGGUGUAUACGGAGGUGGACUCCAUCCAUCAAAGUUGUCACGACACGAGUGAUGUACAGAUUGCACACACCUCUCAUUGUCAAUCGCAUUAAUAUUGGCGGGGACGGGAUCUUCUCGAACAAAAAGGGUGAAGGGUUGGGAGUCGCUUCUGGGUCAUGGUACUCGGUACAGUUCUUUGAACAUACGCCAUACAAGAUAAUGCGAUAAGGCAGAAGUAUGGGUAGUGAGUACAUAGGUAGCCGCAGUAUAAAGAAGUCAGGCUUCUUGACCCAAACACAGGAAUCGGACAGAGUCUCAC
Molecule: messenger RNA, 1778 nt
Organism: Exophiala oligosperma
Lineage: Eukaryota; Fungi; Ascomycota; Eurotiomycetes; Chaetothyriales; Herpotrichiellaceae
Exons: 1
Coding region: 487-1380 (297 amino acids)
Source: RefSeq, a predicted model, not a curated record